AUGCUGAGUGUGGACAUGUACCCCAGUCUGACUCUGGGACCUCAAAGGAUUGGAGACUGCUUCUACAGAGACCGCCAGGCUCCAGCCCACAUGCCGUUGUUCCCUACCGCCUGUGACGUGGCGGCCAAAGCCCUUCCUCCGAGGCUGCUGGCUCCUCCCCCCGUCCCUAAUGACCCCACCACCAAAACCCAAAAAGAUGAGGUGAAGAUGGAGCUGGAGAACGCAUCCUUAUGGAAACAGUUCAGCUCAGUGACCACAGAGAUGAUCAUCACCAAGAAGGGCAGACGGAUGUUUCCCGGGCUGAAGUUAAAGCUCUCAGGCCUGAACCCGUCUCUGCGUUACAUCCUGCUGCUGGACAUCAUCCCGGUGGACAACUCCCGCUAUCGCUUCCAAGGCGGCGGCUGGCAGGCCGUUGGCGCGGCAGAGGCGAGGCUCCCGGACCGGGUUUUCAUCCACCCAGACUCACCUGCCACAGGUGCUCACUGGCAGAGCCGCACCAUCUCGUUUCACUACGCCAAGCUCACUAACAACACACUGGACUCACAGGGACACAUAAUCCUGCACUCGCUGCAUCGCUACCAGCCCAGAAUUCAUGUGAUCGAAGCCAGAGACGUGCUGAGGUGGGGCGGAGGGCAGCACUCCUUUGUUUUCCCAGAGACCCAGUUUCUCACAGUCACCGCCUACCAGAACAACAAGAUCACAGAGCUGAAGAUCAACUCCAACCCCUUCGCUAAAGGCUUCAGAGAGGACGGCAUGAACAGCAAAAAGCAAAGAGAUGCAAGACAGAAGCGCAAAAUAUCUGCCUUGACAGAAACCUUGGAUAUUGUGAACUGUGAUCCAUGCGACUCCACUGAGCUCCUGCCGCAGCCCAUCACCACCAGCACAGACCUGCAGGCCCUCGCUCUGGCCUCUCUGCCCCCGCUGCCCGACCCCUCCUGUGGGUUCAGACCAGACGGAGACUCCUAUCAGGGCGCUCUGGUCCCCGAGCAGCCGCUAGAUCUCGGCCAGGCGUUCAUGGCAUCGCAGAUGUCUGAUAUCAACAUCUCCAUGGGGAAUGAGAUGCAGGGCACACCAGGAAAUGAUGCAGCAAAUACUUUGAUUGAAAGGUCAGACACUCUGGGUGAAGCAGCUUACACCUCCACCUUCCCAGCUGUUCAGGAAAACACCUCCUUCCCCUCAGCUCCUCUCCCGCAGCCCUCUUCCUUCUCCUCCCUGCCCGACUCUUCACACACACCCAAUCCUCAGCCUAUCGACUACCCCUCCCUUCUCUCAACCUCCCCCAGGCUCUCCUCCUCCUCCUCCACCACCACCACUCCCUCACUGCAGCAGACCUCCUUCACCUUCCCCACUCCUCCUCCCUCUAACUCCUCCUCCCCACAGCCCCUCCUGUCCUCCUCCUCCCCCUCUGCCAACACCUAUCACCCCCUCCCAGACACAAUCAGCCCACAUACACCCUCAGACGCCUCUUUCCCUGCUCCACCUUCCACAUGUCAGUCAAACCUGCAGGACCAAAUAUCCGUUCACUCCCUGCUCGCUGCCCCCAGUGAGCCUCUGCAGGGUGAAGCCAUUACCAGCAGAGAUAACUCCCCGAAUGAUCAAAACUCUACAUUUAUCAAUCAAAAUCCUGCAAAUCCUGCUCCAGUUACCGCUCAGAUGCUCCCCAACUACAACCACCCACCAGCUCCCAGCAUGCACUGCUCCCUCCCCCCUCAUGGCUCCACUUCAUCUUUCGCCUUCCCUUCUGUCCCUCCACACGUGCAAAAUCUGUCAUUUUCUAACCCCAGCUCUGCCCACCAUGCCCUACACCUCCCAAACCUCAGCCACCAAGCCCAGGCUCCUUCCCUCGCUGCUGCCUUCCCUCCCUCCUCCUUCACUCACCCGUCCCCCUCCCUCCCUCACCCUUCCUUCCAGCCCUCCUCCUGCUUGGCUGUCUCCUCUUCUUUCCAGCAGCCCGUCCCUUCAGCUCCCUCGAUGCCAACAACAGGUCAAAACCUGCCCAACCCUUCCACCUCCUCGUACGCUCCAGUUGAAUUAGGCGCCAUCCCACAGUUCAACCCUGCUGCCCCCUAUCGCCCAGACAUGGUACUGCACCACCCGUCUCUUCUCCCUCAGCUGGAUCCAUCACUCCCCUCCAACCUCCCCUCCUCCACCCCUCCUCCGGCCCUUUACCCCGCCUUCCCGUCCUACCCUCUCCGGCUCUGUCAGGACCCCCACCCAUCCCUCUCCAUCCCAUUCAGGCAUCUGUACAGACAACACCAGCACGGACACGCCCACCCACAGGGGUCCUACCUGGAUAUGAGCACAAGAGCUGUGUUUUAG
Molecule: messenger RNA, 2319 nt
Organism: Centropristis striata (black sea bass)
Lineage: Eukaryota; Metazoa; Chordata; Actinopteri; Perciformes; Serranidae
Gene: tbx6
Product: T-box transcription factor 6
Exons: 8
Coding region: 1-2319 (772 amino acids)
Biological process (GO): positive regulation of DNA-templated transcription; regulation of transcription by RNA polymerase II; cell fate specification
Cellular component (GO): nucleus
Molecular function (GO): DNA-binding transcription factor activity, RNA polymerase II-specific; RNA polymerase II cis-regulatory region sequence-specific DNA binding
Source: RefSeq, a predicted model, not a curated record